Leopardus geoffroyi (Geoffroy's cat) is the source of this 1950-nucleotide messenger RNA. RefSeq names its product integral membrane protein GPR137-like. Lineage: Eukaryota; Metazoa; Chordata; Mammalia; Carnivora; Felidae. Gene Ontology annotation, cellular component: lysosomal membrane. Gene Ontology annotation, biological process: regulation of autophagy; negative regulation of osteoclast differentiation; negative regulation of bone resorption. The record is from RefSeq and is a predicted model, not a curated record.
AUGGAGCGCUACAUGGAGCUUGAACCUACAGACUGCGCAGGGGGGGGCGGAGCAGCGGGAGCCGGGGAGCUGGGGAGCCGGAGCCCCGGGUCCCAGCGACCAGAGCCGGCUUCCCCGGCGGCGUCCCGAGGACCCCGGCAUCGGCCUCCUCCCGCCCCCCGAGGCUGGAGAGUGGAUGCAGAGGGGGGUGGGGUGGGGGCAGAGUCAGAAUUCCGAGGACAGAAGGCAGAGGUCGUCCCCAAUUAUUGGAGGGGAGAGAGACCCCCAGUUUGGGGAGGGGGAGAGCUGGGGGUUGAGCGCCCCACCCGCAACUGCCGCUGCCCUCAGCCGAAGGGUAUCUCUCGGCUCUCCCCUCCUACCCAGACGAUUCGAACGACCAAGGCCAGGGACACCUGUCCUUCAGCCUCUGCACCCCCUCACCCCGCUCUGGGGCUGGCCCAGGGAGGAGACCCUGCCCGCCUCCCGCCUCUGCCCUCGAGAGGGACUGUCCUUUCACGCCCCAGAGUGAGGGGCCCAGGAAGGGCCUGGCCAGUCGCAGCUUCUUUCCUCCUGAGCUCCCCGUCUCUGUUGCUGCACCCUGCAACUCCCACCCCUCCAUAUUUAUUUCCCUGGUCCCCUGCCAGCCCCUCCAUCUCGUUCUCUGGGAUUCAGGCCUCCCUUGUGGACAAGGAGAGUAACCUGUCUGGCCUGGUGCCUGCCGCCCGGCUGGUGUCUGCGCUGCCUCCCACUGUGACCCUGGGGCUGACUGCGGCCUACACCACCCUGUACUCCCUACUCUUCUUUUCUGUCUAUGCCCAACUCUGGCUGGUGCUUCUAUAUGGGCACAAGCGUCUCAGCUAUCAGACGGUGUUCCUGGCACUCUGUUUGCUCUGGGCUGCCUUGCGCACCACCCUCUUCUCCUUCUACUUCCGAGAUACCCCCCGAGCCAACCGCCUGGGAACCCUGCCCUUUUGGCUUCGCUACUGCUGCCCUGUCUGCCUACAGUUCUUCACACUGACACUUAUGAACCUCUACUUCGCCCAGGUUGUGUUCAAGGCCAAGGCCAAGGCCAAGCGCCGGCCGGAGAUGAGCCGAGGCUUGCUGGCCGUCCGGGGGGACUUCGCGGGGGCCUCGCUGCUCUUUCUGCUGGUGAAUGUGCUGUGCUGUGCUGUGCUGUCCCGCCGGCGCCGGGCACAGCCCUGGGCCCUCCUGCUGGUGCGAGUCCUGGUGAGCGACUGCCUCUUUGUCAUCUGCGCGCUGUCUCUUGCUGCCUGCCUCUGCCUUGUCGCCUGGCGGGCGCCCUCCACCAGCAUCUACCUGGAGGCCAAGGGGACCCGUGUGUGCCAGGCGGCUGCAAUGGGUGGCGCCAUGGUCCUGCUCUAUGCCAGCUGGGCCUGCUACAACCUGGCAGCCCUGGCCUUGACCCCCGGCGGGCUGGAUGCCUUCGAUUACGACUGGUACAACGUCUCUGACCAGGCGGACCUGGUGAACGACCUGGGGAACAAAGGCUACCUGGUGUUUGGCCUCAUCCUCUGUGUGUGGGAGUUGCUGCCCACCGCCCUGCUGAUGGGCUUCUUCAGGGUGCACCGGCCCCCGCAGGACCUGGUCUUUGGCUCCCCUUCCGACUUCUUCGACCGGGCAGGGCACUGUGAGGAUGAGGGCUGCUCCUGGGAGCGUGGCCAGAGCGAGAGCACCAGCAUGUCAGGCAGCCUAGGCUCCGGCAGCUGGUACGGCGCCAUUGGGGGGGAGCCAGCCUGGUGCGGGGGCAGCCAGACACGGGCCACUCCUCUGCUCUUCUCCCAGGUGCUGGGACCAGGUGGCCACCACAGUCUCUACUCCACCCCGCAGACGUGAUCCCCUUUUGUCCUCCCCCCAGAGCACCCAGACCCCAGUCCUCCCAUCCCAGGCCCCGCCACCCACCCUGUGCCAAGUUCACCUGCGGCUUCUUGCCCAGGAUCAUGGGAGGCUGUG